AUCAGUGACAGGAUUUGGCUCAUCUCUGAGACAGGCUAAUACCCUCAGUAGAUUGGCUACUGUUCCUUUUUCAGCAGAUGGACCAAAGGAUUAGCAAGGGCUUAAUGCAGUAGUGACAGGGAGGAAGGUGCAAGGAAGAGGAGAAAGAGAAGCUUAGGCAAAUAAACCUCAGGGACUAUAUACUAGAAGGAAGACAAUAGUGAUAUAAAGGUCUGAAAAAAGGGGGAGCACUGUACCUGUCAGGAAGACAAAGUGAGAACUCAGAUGUAUAUAAACUAACAGUAUGUAGGAUGCCAGCUAUUGCCUGAUCAUCUGACAUUGGAUCAAGUACUAUUUCAGAAGACUUUCUGGCAAUGACUGCAAGCCUGGCAUGGUAGAAACCCCCCAGCUCUUUUGAAUUCACAGAGCCAAGAUGUCACUGCUCCUGUUGGACGAGACAAGCUCAGAUAUUCCUGUGAGGGAUACGGAUUGUAAGCCAGCUGUGUUUAAAGCAAUACAAGAGGUGGUAGUCGCUCCCUAUUCACGGAAACAACAGGCUCAGAGAACAAUGAAAGUAAAAGAUAAGGAUCUGAAGAUGCGACGAAGAGUCUCACUUAUCAGUCGAGAGGCACUAGAGGAUAACUUCCUCCGUAUUCAUGAGGAGAACCUUCUACUUAAGGACCAUGCAAGGAAAAUGGAAGACAAAAUAAAAAGAAUGGGGACCAAACUGCUCCGGGUAACGUCAGAUCUUGUGCAGACAGGAAAAUCAUCUGGGGCAAGGCAUGAUGGGCGAGAUUUAGAAACUGAGGAAAUUAUAGAAGACUUACAGGAUAGAGUCCGAGACCUGGAACAUAAGAAUGAAACAAUUAGACACAAACUGGUUACAUAUAAGCAACGAUUACAGGUGCAAAGUGGGUGCAGACAUUGCCCCUACAGCACAGUGGCACCACGAACAGACUCUGGAGUCAGAAAAAACAUUGUUCUGCCAGAUAACAUUAAAAGAGGUCUGCAGGUGCAAAGUCUGGAACCGAGACCCCCCCAAGUAUGCCAAGUUCAGGCAUGUGGAGAGACCCUCAGUGAUGAAGCCAGAGCAGAGAUUCAGAGGCUAUUCAAUUUAAUUGAAAGUCAGAAUAACAGGGCUGAUGAUAAGUCCACUAUUGUGCAAAAAAGUAUGGAGUCCGUGAGGUCAAUGGAUGCAGUGGCAGAAAUGAUGCUCUCUGUGCAAAGAACCCAGCAGGCUGACAAUCAAAGGACUGCUAUCCAGGAGAAUGUAAUGGUGAUACGUCUUCAGAAAGAGCUGAGAGAGAAGAACACAACUAUUUGUGCUUUAAGGGAACAGUUCCAUCAGCUAAAGGAGUCUUAUGAAACAGAACUACAACAGAAUCAAAAGUCCCUGACACUGAGCCAUGAAGCGGUUUUGACUCAGCUGGAGGACCUCACAUCCCAGUUGAAAGCAGAAAGGGCAAAGGUGGUGGCAAUGGAAAUUGAGCAACAAAGUGUCCUUAACUUGCAAAGAUCUUUACAAGAGUUCCAGGAGCGUGUGACUGACCAAGAGAAGGAAAAUGGGCUCCUCAAAGAAAAUUAUGAGAAUCUGCUUAGAAGUUCUCUUAAUGAAGAAAAAGUCAGCAUAAGACAAUCAACAGAGAAUGAACUGAAAGAAAAGAUUUCUCUGCUGGAGGAGCAAAUCCAUCGUCAUGUGUCUGACAAUAAACUAAACAAUGAACAGCUUCAGCAUGAAAGAGAACAAAAUGAGCACUUAAAGAAGGAACUCUCACUAAUGCAUAUUCAGCUCCUGGAAAAGAUUCAAGAAGUCAAGAGUUAUCAGGAAAAAGUGUCAGCCAUACUGGCUUCUUCAGUCAACAACACUGUCCAGGAGCAAGCUGGAUUGACCUUGCAAAGAACCUCGACACCAAGACUGGAAGGUUAUAACCAGACGAGGGAAUUCAAUGCAACUAUGAAUAGAUGGUUUGAUGAAAGAAGAAAACUGGAGGAGAUGGAACAUCAGAUACGAUGUGAAGAUGAACAAAGGCAAAGAGAAGACAGCAAAAAGCAAAGAGAAGAAGAGCAAAAAAAGGUGGAGGAGACAGAGAUGGAGAGGAGGAUUGGCAGGAUGGAUGCAGACCAUGCAGAGACAAUCCUAGAGCUGGAAAAGACAAGGGAAAUGUUGUUCCUGCAACAUAACAUUAACAAUGACUAUCAGGAGGAGCUGAAGGCAGUGAGGCUUAAAGCCGAGAGUGAAAGCAGAGAAAAAGAAGAGAGGAAAUGUCACUAUGAGGAUAGAAUUUUUAAGUACAGGUCUAGGAUCCAGACUCUAGAAGCUCAGCUCAAAGACAUUGCAUAUGGAACAAUGCCCUCCCGAUAUGAGUCUCAGUCUCCUGAUGUGGAUAUGUCACCUGUACCAUCACUGCGACGGGGAGAGACUCUCUUUGAAGUUCAUGUAGAAGCUGUCUGCUUCACACCACGGGGGCUGAGGGAAGUCGGUGACCCUCAGCCAAACACCUUUUGUGUUUAUUCUUUGUAUGACUUUGAAACACACGCCACUCCAGUGGUAACUGGCACCAGCCCUCAGUACAACUUCACCUCUCAUUAUGCAGUUACUCCAGAUGCUGAAUUUCUUCGCUAUUUGAGAGUCGGUGUCUUGACUUUGGAGUUGUAUCAAGCUGUAGGAGGAGAGCAUAGAGAGCUGGCAAGGGGGCACAUUAAACUGGAAGCAACAUUGCAAAGCACUGAAAAGAUACAUGGAGCCGUUACUUUGACUGAUGUCAGCGGGGAAGUCAUAGGAGAACUGGAAUACUGGAUUUGUCUACAUGGAUACGUAUUUCAGGUUCAGCGUGUGCAGAAGCAGAGUACUAAAGCUCGCAGCUACCUGUCAGCUGGUAGAUAUUGCCAUUCAGAGAAGCAAUUGGCAUCGCCUUUUUCUACUGGACCUCAAAAUGAACUUACCAUCAGAAUAUGGGGUUGUAGAAGCCUAAAGGUGGGAUGUUUGGGAUACCAACCAAGUCCUUAUGCAAUAUACCACUUCUACCAUCACCCUGACCAUUCUACUGCUAUCAUACCAUGUAGCAACAAUCCUCAGUUUGGAGAUGAAUCUGUUUACCCACUACAAAUAACCACUGACCUUGAGAGAUAUCUUCAGAAGGAGUGUUUAUAUGUUUAUGUGUUUGAUGAUGAAGAUAUGCAGCCUGGAGUUUACUUGGGAAAAGCAGAAGUACCUUUAGUCAGCCUAGCAAAGGGAGACAACAUUCAAGGAGAUUUUGCACUGUUGAACCCUUGUGGAAAGUGCUCUGGAUCAAUACAACUCAAUAUGGAAUGGAAAUUUCCUUACAAGGCUACAAGCUAUCAAAGUACUCAAGAGGUUCCACUUUCACAGCAUGGUGCCCAUAUGAAAUUGCUGCCGAGUGCUGCACCAAAGGUUAACUUAACUCGAGCAAAGCAUUGCAAAACACGCAAGGCUGAGGACGUUCAACAAGAUGACAUAACCUCCACCAAAAGGGGACGUAAAGACUUCUCAUCAACAUCCAAUCAAAACACAACCCAAAACGCUCAAAAAUCGAACCUUCUGCCAGCUGGAUACCACAGCAAUGAUCCAGACGACCAACAAGAGGAAGCUUUACAAGCACAGGAAGGUGAUCAGGACAACAUGGAAGACACUAUGGAAGAGGAUAAUAUCAAUGGUGAUCACACAGCAGAUGCAAUUGACCCACAAAGUACAGAUUAUAAGGACAUCAUUUUAGUGGUAAAACCACUUGUUCCAGAAAAACCACCUUCAUCCAUGAUCCGUGUGGAAAUCAUGUCUCUGACCUUAAAUCCAUAUUCAGAGGUGAUGGGUGACAGUGCAGUACAAAGGUUGUUUGUGGAAUUCCGCUUUGCUGGUGUCCCACCGGAGGAAACGGAGACCCCUGUGUCACUUCGCAAACCCAACCAAGGAGAGGAGCUAUACUAUCACUUUAGUAAAGUGAUACAUCUAGAUGGUACAGAACAUGCAGAGCGCAGAGAUUUUCUCUACAUGCUUUUAGAUGGAUCCGACUCAAAUGGAGAUAUUGUCAGGCUUAAGUUCACUGUGGUGAGUGACCCAAUUAAUGAGGAUGAAGAAGAAUGUCAUGAUGUGGGCUAUGCUUAUAUGGACCUUCGUCCUCUAUUAAGAAGAGCCGAAGACAAAGCUGAGGAAACUUUACAAGUUUUGGAUGUAGCCGAUGAAGAACAAGUCAUCGGAGCACUGAGAGUAGCAAUAGAAGCAAAAGACGCAGCGCGGACAGUGCACAGAACAAAGAGAGCAAAGGAGAUACAGUGAAGAUUUCUCUCAUUUCAAAAGCCAUCCAUAUCCCAAAGAAUAAAAAUGGAAUAUCAAAGCAUGCAAUGCUUUUAUCAACACUUACAUAUUUGUCAUUUGGAAAUGGUUCACCUCAAACUAUAGGGAUAUACUUAUAUCUUGGAUUAAAAGGAGUUUUGGAGUAAGA
Xenopus laevis (African clawed frog) is the source of this 4436-nucleotide messenger RNA. It is a transcript of the gene rpgrip1.S, whose product is annotated as RPGR interacting protein 1 S homeolog. The transcript has 25 exons. Bases 413 to 4270 code for a protein of 1285 amino acids. The record is from RefSeq and is a predicted model, not a curated record. NCBI's taxonomy places the organism in Eukaryota, Metazoa, Chordata, Amphibia, Anura, Pipidae.